AUUCCCCCCCAAGUUUUGCACUCCCACCUGCUGGCACAGUACUGUCAGUAUACCUGCUCACUCACCUCACACAUCCUUUGACCACCAUAUUCAGCCAGCUCCGUUGUUGCCUUGAAAUUCAGAACAUACUCCGUUACCUGUCCCGAACAACCAUCUUCUAUCAUACUCCGGCCAAAAAAGAAGUGGGGGCCUGUUUGCUUGCUAGCUAGGCAAUCCCUGAAGUGUACGUCAUCCAACUGUUUAUAUAGGUUCUAUCGAUAAGACCGAGCUGACAAGUUUUCCCUCUCCCCCUUUUUGCCUCAGCUCAGUACUCGCAAGGAAGAAAGAUAUAACCUCUCAAGAGAAUUUUGAAGGAAAGAAAAAAGAAACCCCGAGAAAGGACCUCUAAAGCCGAGUCUCAGUCAAUUGGUACGUCAGCUUAGUCCUGCGUUUAGAGCACCAGUGGCAGUUUUCAUCUAGAAGCCUAACUAACAUCGCAGUUAUCCGCUGUCUAGCACCGCAACCCACAAGCACAGAGCCUAACCAAUUGUCAAUUCCUUCUCCCCGUCUCGACAGAAAAAGAGAAAUCCGAACAGAAAACAAGUCCACAGAUCAACAAUGCCCUACCGCUGGCGCUGCUGCAAAUGCGAUAACGGCUGGAUGACAGUCCAAGCCGAGCAAAACAUCUGCACAUGGUCCGAAUGUCAACACGUUAAGUGCAACGGUUGUGAUCAGAGGAACAUGGCCGCUCCGUUACACGGUGGCGGAGAUAUCACGGGAGGAGGUGGAGGGCCCAGGAUUGGAGGAUUUAUCGGCGGUGGUGGAGGUUGUUGUGGACGCUCCACAUCGGCUUCCCAUGCUAAUAUUGGAUCCGACGGGGAUGGCCAGGGCCCGCGCGCUCUGGGGCCUAGCGGUCGUGCUGCCUUGGACCAUUCGUCACUAAUACCGUCACCAAUCCACGACGAGGAUGAGGAUGAAUUCUCGUAUGGUUCUGAGAAUGAGGAUGAGGAUGAAUUUGCUCCGCAACUAUCCUGAUCCGGGGAAGCGCCCGCUCCUUGCGAAACGAGCUCUGGCAGCUACCUGCCC
This is a messenger RNA of Tuber aestivum (summer truffle), 1065 nucleotides long. The record is from the annotation of a GenBank genome assembly. Lineage: Eukaryota; Fungi; Ascomycota; Pezizomycetes; Pezizales; Tuberaceae.